Messenger RNA from Epithele typhae, 2331 nucleotides. RefSeq names its product glycoside hydrolase family 5 protein. The record is from RefSeq and is a predicted model, not a curated record. The transcript is spliced from 11 exons. Gene Ontology annotation, molecular function: beta-glucosidase activity. Bases 1 to 2331 code for a protein of 776 amino acids. Lineage: Eukaryota; Fungi; Basidiomycota; Agaricomycetes; Polyporales; Epitheliaceae. Gene Ontology annotation, biological process: carbohydrate metabolic process.
AUGUCCCUUUCUCGCACAGAUUCUGAAGCAUCCUUCAUCCUCGUGGACGACACUGCAGCCCCGCAAGCUUCACCCCUUCCCCGACCGCACCCUAACGAGACUUUCGCCCAUGAUUGGUCUUCGUCUGGGACAGGCGGAAAGCUCUACAUACACGGACGCCAUAUCCUCGACGCCUACGGACGGGUAUGCAACCUCCGUGGAGUGAAUUUGUCUGGGAACUGCAAAACGCCAGUGAAUCAUGACCACGACUCGUUUCCUGCCAACCAUGCCGACGUGACAUUCGUCGGACGACCCUUUCCCCUCGAACAAGCCCCAGACCACUUCGCUCGCCUUCGAAAAUGGGGCCUGACAUUCGUCCGUUUCCUCGUAACAUGGGAGGCUGUCGAACAUACCGCUCCCGGCGUUUACGACACCGAAUACCUCGACUACGUCCACGCGCUGCUCUCGCUCAUGCCACAGUUCGGGCUCGUCGCCUUCGUCGCUCUCCACCAGGACGUGUGGUCGCGCUACUCCGGCGGCUCCGGCGCACCCGCGUGGACCCUCGAGGCCGUCGGUUUCGACCUGCACGGACUGGAGGAGCCUGGGGCGGCGUGGCUCCGCGGCGUGCGUGGCGGCGGGCACACGGAGGAGGAGCGUGGACUGUGGCCGUGUGGAUACCAGAAGCUGGCAGCGGCGACCAUGGCGACGUGUUUCUGGGCGGGAGACAUGUUCGCGCCGAAGCUCAAGGUCAAGGGGAAGGACGGGAAGGAGGUGCCAGUGCAGGAGUUCCUUCAGGGUGCGUUCCUGGAUAUGUGGGCCACUGUUGCAGCGAAGCUGGGGGAUCUGGAGGCCGUGCUCGGCUUUGAGAUCAUGAACGAACCCCAUCGAGGAUACAUCGAGCUGCAGUCCAUGCACAGCUUUGACUACAACACCGACCUCCACCUGGCCCACGUCCCCACCGCGUUUCAGUCCUUCAUGCUGGGUGCUGGACAUCCUACAGCUGUCGGCCACUGGACACGCUCUUUCCCGGUGCCAACGCGUCUCACGUCGCACAAAGUUAUCAACACUGCAGGUCAGAAAGCAUGGCGUGAGGAUGGGCCGACGAAGGGCAAGUGUCUCUGGGAGGUCCACGGCGUGUGGGGAUGGGAUGAGACGAAGAACGAGGGGGUCGUGCUCCGCGAGAACUACUUCAAGCGAGACCCGCAAUCUAGUCGAGAGAUCGACUGGUACACGGAUUUCUUCUACCCGUUCCUCAACCGGUGGGCGGAGCGUGUUCGUAGUGUUUCCUCGCCAGAGAAAGUUAUCCUGGCCGAGUCCAUCCCGAACGAGUUCUGCCCGGAGUCAUGGACAAAGGAUCGUCGGCCACCCAACAUGAUCUACGCUCCUCAUUGGUACGACUUGAACGCCUUAUUCCUGAAGGCGUUCAGCGACUUCUCCGUCAACGUUCAAGGACUGUCUCGGGGCAUGUUCCCGCUGAAGGGUUUCUACUGGGGCCAGAAGGGCGCGCGGGACAACUUCUCGCUGCAAAUCCGUAAUAUAGUUGAGGCUGGCUACCAGGCCCUUGGCGAAACUCCCAUCAUUAUCGGAGAGUGUGGUAUACCCAUGGACAUGAACAAGAAGGAGGCAUUUGAGACCGACAGGUGGCACUGGCAGAUGAAGAUGAUGGAUGCCAUGAUCACUGCGUUGGAGCGUUCUCUUGUCGGUUUCACUUUGUGGAAUUACAACCCAGACAACGACGACCACACCGGUGACGACUGGAAUGGCGAGAACUUUUCAUGGUUCUCCCAGAAGCGCGCUCUGCCAUCGUCGUGGCUCGACCACGCUCAAACGUCGCCCACACUCGACAACGGCGGACGCAUCCUCCGCGCCGUCGUGCGCCCCUACCCCGCCAAGACCGCCGGCGUCCCCCUCAAGUUCGAGUAUGAGAUCAACACCGGCACGUUCACGUACGAGUGGGCCGUCCCGUCGUCGCCGUCGUCACCAUUUGCCCCCUCCGCCGGGCCAGCUGUCGCCACCCCGCCGCGCACGGGUCUGCCCGCCCCAACGACGAACCGGACGGAGAUCUUCGUCCCCGCGACGCUCUCCGAGGGCCGGACGCUCCUCGUCCGCGGGCUGGCCUCGACGGAGUGGGCGCACGACGCCGCGCGGCAGACGCUCAUCCUCGCGCCGGCGGCGGUGCGCAACACGCCGGGGACGGUACACCGGGUGACGGUGCUGGUGUCGCCGGAGCCGAAGGACACGUUCGUGCUGAACGACUUCUGGGACGACUGGGGCACGCACGUCAUCCUCGCGGGUGCAGCGAGCGUGGCGCUCGUGGCGGUUUUGGUGCUGUGUUUGCAGGGGAUGUUGUAG